AUGGGCAGGGGCGACGAGGACGGCGUGCCGGCGGGCGGCUACUCCGCCCUGUCGGGGGCGCCGGGAGAAGACCUUGGCGAGCAGCGCGUCUUCAACUAUGGCCGCCGCGAGCAUAGGGACAGGGGCUGGACAUACGCCUUCGCGGCCACGAUGCUGCUGCUUCUCGCAGGAGGCAUCGCGGUAGGGAGGGGCGUCAACAAGAGGUUCACGGAUGUGACCACGGAUGAGUACCUGUCGGACUACGCGAACUGCCCGGCGAAGGCGCCCGGCGGCCGCGGCCUGCUGCAGGAGGAGGAGGAGGAGAAGGAUGAUGGCGAGUUCUCGCUGCACAAGUUCACGCACGCCGUGUGGCCCUGGCUGGCUAUCACGCUGCUCGGCAGCCUGGCGCUGGGAUUGGGAUACGUGAAGAUGUUCGAGAAGCAUCCGAUGGGAAUGAUGAUCUUUGGAGCUGUCAUGCAAGUUGUCUUGCUUGCAAUUAUGGGCAUUGCAUCGUUCUCCUGGAACCCCUACAUUGGGAUCGUUUUGCUCUUGGUUGCUGGCGUUGCUGUGUGCAUCCACAUGUCAACGAAGCGCCACUUUGAGCUCUGUGCGCAGCUGUUCCACGUAGCAACCAAGGGCCUGAGGGCAAACCCCAGCAUCCUCCUGUUGGUCAUCGUGCUGUGGGUUGCCCUCGGAGUGGUUGCAUUUGUUGCUGUCGCACUCCUCGGCGUGGCGGCGAUGAACGGAAGCGUUGUGACAAACCCCAGCGUCGAUUCCCACAUGGGUCAGUCCUGCCUUGACAGCACCGGCACAAAGGUCGCAUGCUGUGUGUGGCAAGUCAAGGGUUGGGCUGCGCUGUACUCAGUAUUUGCUGUGCUGGCUUGCCUGUGGACCUUCUGCAUAAUCAUCGAGCUCAGAGUCUUUACUAUCGCGGGCACCAUCACGCAAUGGUACUUUCAGCCCCCUGGAACCAGCACCGAGGGAACACUCAAGAGGAGCUUGGGCCAUGGCUUGGGUGCCUCUUUUGGGAGCAUUGUGUUUGGUGGGAUGGUGCUCACCAUCCUGCAAAUCCUCCGUUUCCUCCUGCGCAUGGCAACCAACAACAGGAGCAGGAACAUGCUGGUCAUGUGCAUCUGCAUGGUCAUCAGAGCCAUCCUCAUGGCGAUCCUUGACAUCAUUGAGUUCCUGACACGAUUUGCCACCAUGUGGUGUGCCGUCAAGGGCGACGCUUUUAUUGAGUCGGGGCGACAAGCCACAGAUAUGCUGAAGCGCAAUUUCAUGGACACCACGUUCGUCUGGUGGUUCCCUUCGUGGGUGCUGCUGGGUGGCAACCUCGUCUUCAGCCUGGCGUGGGCGGGCAUCAUGUACCUGGUGGCGAUCAUUGGGGUGGCUCCUGGCUUGAAGGAAUACGCUUUGGCUUUCUUCAUCACCUCGUUGAUCACUGCGUACCUGGUGCUGUCCCUGACUGCCUCCAUCCUGCUCAACCUUGUGGAAACGGUCUACUUCUGCUAUGCCAUUGACAAGGACAACAGGGUUGUCAGCAACGAUGAGGUGCACGAGGUCUUCCAGAAGCUGCCUGCAAAGGUGGGCGUCUUGGUGGAGCAACCGGAGGGUGAUGUGAUGUACGCGGCACCUCAAGGCCAGGCGCCUCCGCCCGUGCUUCCCACUGUCUGA
This is a messenger RNA of Ostreobium quekettii, 1653 nucleotides long. Lineage: Eukaryota; Viridiplantae; Chlorophyta; Ulvophyceae; Bryopsidales; Ostreobiaceae. The record is from the annotation of a GenBank genome assembly.